CUUAGUUUUAGUUUUGUAGCAUAUUAAGUUACUUCACUUUGUUAAAAAAAAUAAAAAAUAUAAAAAAAAAAGAAAUGCCAAAAGUCCGUCGCAGUCGUAAACCACCACCAGAUGGCUGGGAGCUAAUCGAACCGACGCUAGAGGAGCUGGAACAAAAAAUGCGCGAGGCCGAGACCGAACCACAUGAGGGCAAACGCAUCACAGAAUCGCUGUGGCCCAUCUUCAAAAUACACCACCAGAAGACACGCUACAUCUACGACUUGUUCUACCGCCGCAAGGCCAUCAGCCGCGAGCUGUACGACUACUGUUUGAAGGAGAAAAUUGCCGACUCCAAUUUAAUAGCCAAAUGGAAGAAGUCCGGCUAUGAGAAUCUAUGUUGCCUGCGAUGCAUCCAAACACGCGACACGAACUUUGGCACCAAUUGCAUUUGCCGCGUGCCUAAGUCUAAGCUGGAGGAGGGCCGCAUUGUGGAAUGCGUCCACUGCGGCUGUCGCGGCUGCUCCGGCUAAUCAAUACAAAUACAAUGUUUUUUUUUUUUUAUAUAUAAGUAGCUUAACGACUUAUAGAAAUAUGUUUGAUUUUAAUAUUAAUCUGGGUUCCACUUGACGAUGCAUCGAGUGACACUUUAUGUAAAUACUCUAAAAUUCCGCUCAAGAAUAUAACAAAAAUGUGUUCUUCUUAUGCUACAGAAUCAUAUUGUACAACGACAAUUGUUUAUCCACUUUAUAUAUAGUAUAAUUACGUCGUGUAGGCAUAUUCUACUUUUUUUGCUACCAUUUUUAAAGAGACAAAUAUUCACAAAUAAGCAGGACCAAAAAACAAUUAAAUAUGGAUGUUUUAUGUUUACAUUUAAGAGUUUGUCAUUUUUCUAAUGUAAAUUCAAGUUGGAAAGUCCAAACACACCAGUUUUUUACAUAUUAAGUCUACAUUAUCUUCUGGUAUCACUAGCAGCUCGUUAAACGCAUUUUAUGUAUUUGUAUAGUUACCCCAAAUUAUAGGGGCGCUUGCCAAAUUUGGCGUGUGACUCCCAUAUAUCACACUCGAAUUUAUUUUAUACAAAGCUUGCCAGGUUUUAUGUGCACGAAUGUAAUAAAAGAAGUUAGCUAUACGAAUGUGAUAAAUGUAUUCCGGCUAAUAAAAGAGAACUCUGUGCUUGGAUUUCUAUCGAAUAUUUUGCCUUUGUUUCGCACUAUUCAAACUAGAGUAUUAAGAGAUUUGUGGUCAGGGAAAAUCAUAGCAUUUCUGUAUACAUAAAUAACUUU
Messenger RNA from Drosophila novamexicana, 1262 nucleotides. RefSeq names its product protein BUD31 homolog (gene l(1)10Bb). The record is from RefSeq and is a predicted model, not a curated record. NCBI's taxonomy places the organism in Eukaryota, Metazoa, Arthropoda, Insecta, Diptera, Drosophilidae. The transcript is spliced from 2 exons. Bases 75 to 509 code for a protein of 144 amino acids. Gene Ontology annotation, biological process: mRNA splicing, via spliceosome. Gene Ontology annotation, cellular component: nucleus; spliceosomal complex.